Molecule: messenger RNA, 654 nt
Organism: Triticum turgidum subsp. durum (durum wheat)
Lineage: Eukaryota; Viridiplantae; Streptophyta; Magnoliopsida; Poales; Poaceae
Source: the annotation of a GenBank genome assembly
AUGGCGUCCACGCCCUCCGCCGCCGUCCACUGCGCCGCGAGGACAUUCUCCCCCUCCGCGCCGCCCCGCGGGCCGGCGAAAUCUGCCUCCUUUGUCAGCGUUCCGGGGGGGCGGCGCCGGGUGGUGGCCGCGGCGCUGGGGGACAUGGACAUGCGCCCGGCCAUCGACGAGAACCCCGAGGGCGUGCUGUCCGGCGAGUGGCCCGGCAACUUCUCCCUCGCCAGCUACGACGACCUCCGCCAGUACCUCGAGUCCCAGAUCGUCUCCACCGACAAGAUGAGCCCCACGGCGAAGCUCGGGGAGGUGAUGUCGCGCCCGGUGGAGGUGGCCACGCCGGACCAGAAGCUGGCCGAGAUCGACGCCCUCUUCGCCACCCAGUCCGGCCUGCCCGUCGUCGACGGCGAGGGCAGGUGCAUCGGGGUCGUCUCCAAGAAGGACAAGGCCAGGGCCUCCAAUGGGUUGGACUCAACCAUUGGAGAAGUCAUGUCCUCUCCUGCUGUAACUCUGACUCUAGAGAAGACUGUCUUGGAAGCUGCUGCACUAAUGCUCAAGCACAAAGUUCACAGGAUACCAGUUGUGAAUGAACAACAGCAAGUGAUCGGUAUCGUAACGCGGACGGACGUCUUCCAGGCCUUGGAGGCCAGCAAGGCGUAA